Molecule: messenger RNA, 1497 nt
Organism: Cooperia oncophora
Lineage: Eukaryota; Metazoa; Nematoda; Chromadorea; Rhabditida; Trichostrongylidae
Source: the annotation of a GenBank genome assembly
AUGUUCUUCUGCCUUGGAGGCCCUGCGAGUGAAGAAAGCAGCGACAGUGAUGAAAGCUCUUCGAUUUGCUCGUCACGUUCGCUGGAUACCGAAUCACACUCAGCGAGGGCAAUAAAAGGAAGACAUGAUGCUGGUCGACACCAAAGAAAACCGCGGGGGAAACGGAAGAAAAAAAAGCACAAGAAACCACGAAAGCCUGUUAAGGAAAAACCUAAAAAAGAACAAUCUGCUUCUACGUCAUCGAGUAAUGAUGACGAUACCAUAAAGGAUGUUGUAAGUAACUGGGGUAAAGAAAUGCCCUACAUCAAAGGUGAAGGGAAGACUUUGAAAUUGAAAAAACGACGCAACCCAGUAGAUGUUUUGCCACUGGCUCCAGAAGACUACCCGGAAUUCGAUUCAUCUCUAGAACAAGAAACGCAAAAACUGGAAGACGAGGAUAUCAACAAAAAUCCGGAAGGCCCUGCAGAAAAGUGUCGAGAUUACGUUGAGAAACGUGACAUUCGGAAGGAAGCUCUGGGAGCUGUUCAGGCGCAUAAGGAAAAAAGUGCUCAAUCUCCUCGUGUAAGUCGUGAGAAAAAAGAAAAGAGUGAUCCUGAGGAUAAACAAGUCGAAAGUGCCUAUUUAGACCCCAUGUUAAGAGAAAAGUUGCGCCCUGAGGAACUGGAAGUCCGACGUCCUCUCCGUAGAUUAAAGCUACCUAAAAAACCACCCCAAGAGCAACUAGCCGCUCCAUUUGAAGAUCGUUUUCUUCUUUUACCAAAGCUUCCUAAAAAACCUAUGCAAGAACAAUUGGCUGCUCCAAUGGAAGGGGUUCCCCUUCAUGGGUCAAAGCUCCCUAAAAAGCUAUCAAAGGAACAACUGAACGCUCCAGUGGAAGACUUCUACGACGUGAAACAUCCAAGAAGAAGGCACUCUUCCAAGGGAAUGCUUUGGAUGGGAGUUCAGCAGCCCUACUCUAAGGAAAAGGUACAAUUUCCUGCAAUAAACAAAGUCGUUCCAUCCAGAGAACAAAAGAAGUUUGACUGUGAACAAAGAGAAAAGGGCUAUGAUGGCGAAAAAAGACAGGUCAAAGCGGGUGUUCCAGUGGAAGAUAAACAGCAAAUGCUGAAACUACGAAAAAGAGAAAGCCAAAAAGGAGCAGACUUGGAACCAAAGCUGGAGCUGGAACGACGGAAAGUUUCGCAUAAUAGAAUGGAGAUCAAUGCCCAAGUGAACCCGCUGUUCAAAAUGGACGGUAGAAAAAACGUUAUCAUACAAAGACGGUCUUCUUCACACGGAGGUUUCUUUCAAACCCCAGUGGCUAAUAAAAUUAAACCAGAAGAAGGCGUGAGAGCUGUUGGAGUUGUCCCAGCAAAACUGCAAGGAAAUAAAGCAGUUGGAACAAAUGGAAACGUACAAAAUGCAUUGAACUGGCCGGUCAAGAACGAACCGCCGCUGAAAAAACCCUGCAAUUUAGAUAUCCACGUAAACACGGAUGAGGAACGCUCCGCUCCCUAA